Messenger RNA from Mauremys mutica (yellowpond turtle), 994 nucleotides. RefSeq names its product mitochondrial ribosomal protein L49 (gene MRPL49). NCBI's taxonomy places the organism in Eukaryota, Metazoa, Chordata, Testudines, Geoemydidae. The coding region runs from base 63 to 569 and encodes 168 amino acids. The transcript is spliced from 4 exons. Gene Ontology annotation, biological process: translation. Gene Ontology annotation, cellular component: mitochondrial large ribosomal subunit; ribosome. Gene Ontology annotation, molecular function: structural constituent of ribosome. The record is from RefSeq and is a predicted model, not a curated record.
UGUCGCCCGCGGAGGCGCCCUAUGUUUAUGUCACAACCUCUCCCCUGGGUCCCAACAGCAAGAUGGCGGCGGCCGUAGCCUUAGCGGGGCUGAGGAGGCGGCCGGGCGGCGUGUGGGGCGCGGGGGCCCGGCGGCUGCUGCAGGUGACUGCCCGGCAGAGCCACCCCCAGUAUCCCGGGAUCGUGGAAUCUACUGAAGAAUAUAAAUUUGUGGAGAGACUCAUUCCACCCACCAGAAUUCCUGCUCCCCCCAAACACGCCCAGUACCCCACCCCGUCUGGCUGGAGAGCCCCCUCAGAUACUCCACCUGCCCUUCCUUACUUUGUGAGACGGUCCCGUAUGCACAACGUUCCAGUCUAUAAGGACAUCACCAGUGGCAAUAGGAGGAUGACUGUUAUCAGGAAAAUCGAAGGAGAUAUCUGGGCCCUGGAAGAGGAAGUUAAGGAGUUCCUCACUCAGCUUGCUGGGAAACCACCACCUAUUCAAGUCAAUGAAAUCACUGGCAGCAUCCGUAUCAAGGGCUAUUUUGAUGAUGAACUGAAAGAGUGGUUGUUGAACAAGGGGUUUUAAAUAAACCAACUAUCCUGUUUUCUUUGUGCUGAUGGAUGCUAUCUGUCCUCUUCUGAGGAGGAUGUGUUUUCUCGCUCAGAGCUAUCCUAGACCCAGAUGAAGCAGUCUUAUUUUUUAUGCAACAGCAGCAAGGGACCACAGGGUCACAACAAGGUUCCAGUAACCUCCAUAUUACACCCCAUCCAGAGAAGGGAGAAGUGUCCAUGUAAUGUCCUAUUAGCACAAUGCUUUUUGCCAAGAGAGGGAGCUGUACUAUGACAUCCAUGUGAAAGUGAACAAAACUCCAUCCUCUGCUACGCUGAAGAACAAUGUCUGAUUAAUUGCACAUUUAUUUAUACCACAUGAAAUGUACAGGAAAAGUUUACAAAAUGACCCUUCCCUGGGUGACUGUUGCAAUAAAGUUAAUUAAAAAAACAAAAACAAAA